UGGCCGCGGCCCGGACAGCGGCCGUUGGCGAGCGGUGGCCUAGGCCAGGUGAGGUCAGGUACCUGGCCAGGUGGCGGCCACCAUGACCAAGGACUCGCCUAGCCCUUCGGGCGGCAGCCGGGUGACAUCCAAGAAACCGGGUGGUUCGGUGCCGUCAGCGGCUGUGCUGGAGGAACAGAGGCGGGAGCUGCUGAAGCUGCGAGCCGAGCUGGAGGCCGAGCGGGCGCGCGGGCGGGCAGAGAGGCGGCGCUUCUCAGACCAGGCGCGCCAGCUGCGGGAGGCGGCCGAGCAGGAACGGCAGCAGUUGGUUGACCAUCUGCGCUCCAAGUGGGAGGCACAGCGCGGCCGGGACAUGCGGCAGCUGCAGGAGGAGAUGCUGCGAGAGCGCGAGGCUGAGAUCCGGCAGCUGCUGCGCUGGAAGGAGGCCGAGCUGCGGCAGCUGCAGCAGCUGCUGCACCGCGAGCGCGACGGCGUCGUGCGCCAGGCCCGGGAGCUGCAGCGCCAGCUGGCCGAGGAGUUGGUGAGCCGCGGCCACUGCGGCCGCGCGGGGGCGCCCGAAGUCGCCGCGGCGCAGUGCCACUGUCGCUUGCAGGAGGUGCUGGCCCAACUCCGCUGGGAGACGGACGGCGAGCAGGCCUCGCGCAUCCGCCACCUGCAGGCGGCGCGGGACGUGGAGCGCCAGCUUUUCCUCAAGUAUAUUCUGGAGCACUUCCGCUGGUCCACGGCUGUGCCCGGUUCCCCGGGAUCUCCGGCAGUGCAUUCUGAAGAGCCGCCCUCCGAGACGGCCGGAGACUCCUGUGGCCUCCCAAAGUCCGCCCGUCAACUGGAAUCCCUCGGCAGCCGGAGCGGUGGCGUCAGGAUGCGCUCCCGCUCCCUAGACGUGGUCCCGGCGGCGUGCUCCAAUGCCCCUGCCAGCCUGCUCCCCACGCGCGCCGGCUCCCUCGACUCCUUGGCACCAGCGCGUUCCUGCUCGCUCGGCAGUACUCUGAGUCGUUCCAAGACCCCUGAAUUCAAGGAGCCGGCCUCCUCCUCGCCAGACGCCUCCAUCCUGGGCUCUCCGAGCCCCCCGCCGCCGCCAUCACCAACUUCAUCUGAGCGCAGGAGACCUAGCGACCCGCGAGCAGACUCCAGCAGCCAGUCCUGGGAGACCCUGAUCCGCCCGCCCUCGGGCCUGGACUACCACGAGCUAGCUAGGCAGAACUCGGCACUGUCCGAGGUGUUGCAGGUGCUGGUGCGCCGCUACACCGGCCUGCAGAAAGAGAACAUGCAGCUGCGGCGCGCAGGCUUCCCGGAAGAGACAGAGGAGAAGGUGAAGCGGCUCAAAGGGAAGCAAGCGGAGCUGACCGGCCUGGCACGGCGCCUAGAAGACCGGGCACGCAGGCUCCAAGAAACCAACCUGCGAGCUAUGAGCGCGCCUGUGCUUGGUGAGAGCCGCGCUAACCUGGAGCUGUGCCAGAUCUUCGCACGCCAGCGUGCCCGAGACUUGUCAGAGCAGGCCAGUGCGCUGCUGGCCAAGGACAAGCAAAUAGAGGAGCUUCGGCAGGAGUGCCACCUGCUGCAGGUGCGCAUGGCUUCGGGCCUCGACAGCCCGCACCCUGGGGGUGCUUCCACCCCUGUCCAGUGGCUCAAAGUCAACGACUUGGAGCGGCUGCAGCGCGAGUCCCAGUGGGAGGUGCUGCGCCUGCAGAAGCAGUUAACGCUGCAGCAGGGUACAGGAAGCGCCCAGGCUGAGGCGGGCAGCCAGAGAGCACUCUGUGUGAAGACUCGGCGCCAGGUGCAGGCACUGGAGCUAGAGUUGGCCGCUCGGCGGCGUGAGUGCGAGGAGCAGGGCGCCAAGGCAAUGGCUGCACGAAGGCGCUGUGAGGAGGCUGAAGUUCAGCUGCAGGCAGCCCUACAGGAGGGCGCCUGGCAGGCCAAGGAGAACGCCCGGCUGCAGGCCCAGGUCGACUGGAUGCGCAAAGUAGCAGCUGAAAACAACGACCUGCGUGGGCAGCUGGACCGCACGUGCCAGGAGCGCGACUCAGCAGGCUUGCUGACUGAGCAACUGCUGCAGCAGGCAGCGCUUAGGCAGGAUAGGCAACAACAGCUGCAGAACGACCUGCAGAAAGCCCUGAGUGAUCUACAAGCUGCUCAGGAGGAGAUGCGGACCCUGCAGCAGAGGCCCUGUCACCCUGCCAGUGACUCCAGGGAGGUUGCCCUCAAGUCCCCCAGCCCAAGCUUGGGGACCCAAAUGACCAAGUUUUUGCCAGGGCCUGAAGACCAAGCACCAUCACAGCCCAGCAGAGACAAACAAGAGAAAGGGCUAACCUCCCUGCCAGAGCACCCACUUGCUCUUGUAGACUUAGCCAGUGGUCCCCAAAUGCCAGACAAAGUGCCAGUUAGCCAACCUCUGGACUGCAGGUCCCAGAGUAAAAAAACCGACUCCCAGUCAAACUCCUCUUCCGAGGUGGAGUCCAUGUGGGCCACAGUUCCAUCAUGCCCUACUCUGGACAUGGACACAGCUAGUGAGGUGGAUGAUUUAGAACCUGACAGUGUAUCCUCAGCCCUGGAAGUGGGGGGCUCAGAGGCCCCUGCCACCCCAAUAAUUAAGAUCUUCCUGGCUCGAUAUAGCUAUAACCCAUUUGAGGGACCCAACAAGCACCCUGAGAAUGAGUUGCCUCUCAUGGCUGGAGAUUAUGUAUAUAUUUUUGGGGACAUGGAUGAGGAUGGCUUCUAUGAAGGGGAGCUUGAGGAUGGCCGGCGGGGGCUGGUGCCCUCCAACCUGGUGGAACAGAUUCCUGAGAGUGAUGUCCUGGGCUGCCUGCCCCCCAAAGCCCCUGAUCUUGGCCUCACUCAUAUCCUAGUUGGGCAGGGUAUAACAUCAAAAGAAGAUACUGGUCAUAGCUUAUUACCUGGGAAAGCCCAGGGGACUGUGGACAGGGGACUGUGCCAGAUGGUGAGGGCAGGUUCCAAGACAGAAGUGACAAUAGAAAACUCAGAUGCCAAGUUAGAAGCUGGCCGGCUGGGCUUGGUGCAGAGUAUGGAGGAGCAGGCCUUUUCCAGAACACUUUUGGGGGCCCAAGGGGUCUUUUGUGUGGUCCCCAAGCAACUACACCUACAAAGUGUUGCUAGCACAUCAGCUGAGAUCACCUGGGUGUAUGGCAGCAGCAGCUACCCCCAUGUGGUAUUCCUCAAUGAUCAGGAGCAUGCCCUGGUCCCAGCAGGAGUGAAUUGCUACACCUUCCUCUGCCUGCGUCCUGACACACAGUACCAGGUGCGAGUGGAGGUGCGGCUGCCAUGGGACUUGCUGCAUGUGCACUGGGAAAUGGUGUCCUCCACCAUCACCUUUACCACACCCAUGGCAGGACCCCCUGACCCUCCGCUGGAUGUUCUAGUGGAGCGCCAUGCCUCAACAGGCCUCUUGGUGGUCAGCUGGCUCCCUGUGACCAUUGAUUCAGCUGGGUCCUCCAAUGGAGUCCAGGUCACUGGUUAUGCUGUGUAUGCCGAUGGGCUCAAGGUUGCAGAGGUCUCUGAUGCCACUGCCGGGAGCACCAUGUUGGAAUUUUCCCAGCUCCAGAGGCCACUAAUGUGCCAAAAGGUCUCAGUGAGAACCAUGUCACUUUGUGGCGAGUCCCUGGAUUCAGUGCCAGCUCAGAUCCCUCAGGACUGUGCAACCUGUCACCAAUUGCCAGACGCCUCUUCCUUUAGUUACACCUGUGGUGAUACAUCCACCUACAGAGUCACCUUCCCUGUCUGCCCUCAGAGACUAGUAAUGGCUCCCCUGAGUGCCAAGGCUAGCCUACAUACCCCUAGAAGCUGUGGGGAGCCCCAAACUGAGUUUCCAGAAGCACUCCCUGAAGAACUCCCAGGGAGGUGGUCCCUGGUGCCCAAUUUGAGUUCAGAAAAAGACUGUCUUGGUGUAGAGUUUGGCAGUCAAGUCCAGGGGCCCACAGAGGCCUGGGAGAUCUGCAGAAAGGACCUGCUUUAUCGAAAGAGCCUCCAAAGUCAUAGGCCACCACAACCCAGUGGCCAGUCUGGUGGGGAAGACGACCACUACUGGUACAUGGACGCAAGCAAAAGUCAUGCUCUGGGAAUGAUCCAUCCAUCCCCUGAUGGUGGGCCCAGGAAAGAACCAUGUCAGGAAAAACCUGGCCUUGAGAAGAACCUUAGGCAAAAGCAAAAUGCUCCAGUGUUCCCUUCAUCCCAGCUGGGUAUCAGCCAACACUACGAAUCUGACUUUAAUGACAUUUUACAAGAGGAGACAGUACACUUCAGUCCCUGGUGCACAGAAAGUCAAGAGCAGAGAAAGGAACUUAGAAUCCAGACUCCAGGGUUCAGGAGAGAGGGCCAGCUCUGUAAGCCCAGUUUGACACUGUGUCCAGCUUCCUCCAGCAAAGUCAUUAAGAUGUGCAGGGGUGUCCCCUCACUAGAGACAGAGGCAGAGAGACUGACUACAGUCUUUAUAGCACUCUUUGAUUAUGACCCCCUGGUGAUGUCUGCUAAUGAUGAGGCUGCAGAGCAUGAGCUGACCUUUCAGAAAGGGCAGUUGCUGAGAGUGUGGGGUUCUCAAGAUGCCCGAGGCUUCUACCAUGGUGAAUGUAAUGGGCAAGUGGGCAGCAUCCCUGGGCACCUGGUGACCAAGUUGGAGGCAGACAUGGGGCAGACUGAUGGGACAUGGCACUUACCAGCACAAGGACUCCUGCCCUCUGUGGCCCACAUCGAUGACUUUGCAGGGCUCACCAGUCCCCAUGACUCCUUCCCCAUGUCCCAAGGGAACUGCAGGAGGACCCCACUGUGGAUGCCAAAGACCAUGAUUGCAGCCUUGGACUAUGACCCUAAGGAUGGGCAAACAGGGGGCCAGGGAAUAUGCAAGUUGUCACUGAAGAUGGGGGAUGUGGUCACAGUCUAUGGGCCUAUGGAUGACAAGGGAUUCUAUUAUGGGGAGUCAGAUGGCCACAAAGGCCUGGUCCCAGCCCACCUGUUGGAUCACAUGGCCCUUCAUGGAGAGUGAGCAAGACUCCCCACAGGGGUGGUGUCCUUUGGCCACCCACACCCAGCCAGAGAAGCAAGCAAGUAUUUGAACCUUAUUACUUUAUAACAAUACCCCUCUUUACCUCUGUGAGCACCAUUUGCCCCACACACUGCUGUGCUAAACCAGUGGCAAUGCCCAGGCAUCCCCUAAUCACCAGGAGAAGCAGGGCUCAAGCAUGAACUGAUCUGUUUCCAAAUGAAAUCAGAGCAAGCAGCACCAGAGUCUGAAAGGCCAUUCCAGAGUUAUUGCUAACCCUGACAGGUAUUUGGGGAAGUGCCUUUUUUCUGUGGUCAUAUCUGUUUUCUGCAGAAGUUCAACAUUAUCCAUCCAUUGUCUGUAUGAAAGUCUCAAGAAAAGUCUGACUCUUCAAAAAAAAGUGACCAGAAUGUUAUUUUUCUAUCUUAUGUUGAACCCCUCAUUAAAAUAUUCAUAGAAA
Molecule: messenger RNA, 5447 nt
Organism: Talpa occidentalis (Iberian mole)
Lineage: Eukaryota; Metazoa; Chordata; Mammalia; Eulipotyphla; Talpidae
Product: RIMS-binding protein 3A-like
Exons: 1
Coding region: 83-4990 (1635 amino acids)
Biological process (GO): spermatid development; fertilization; neuromuscular synaptic transmission
Cellular component (GO): nucleus; manchette
Molecular function (GO): protein binding
Source: RefSeq, a predicted model, not a curated record